UUUUUUUAAAGUUUUCUUUGAAAAUGCACAAAAAUUUCGAGUUUUGUGAAUAAUUCAAUCGUGACGGCAGUUAACUAUGCAAAUUUAGUAAACAGGUAAUAAUCGAACGACGUUUUGGCUGCGGGAAAAGAUUUGAAAAAAGGCCAGCAGCUGUUAUCCUGCGUCGGAAGUGUUGUGUAUCGUGCUACAGUUAGUAUGCCUGUGGUUUAUCCAAGAAAAAUGCUGUCACGUUUUCAUCCGUAUCACGGUCAAAAUAUCAUUCUGUUCGAUGAAAACACUGUCGCAUAUCGGAAGGCCAGCUUCGGGAACGCGCUUACAUUUAGCGAGAAACCACUGCAACCGGGAGAGAUUUUCCUGUUGGAAAUCGAAAAAAAUGAACGCGGCUGGAGCGGCCACAUGCGUCUUGGUUUGACUCAGUUGAAUAUUCAACCGGCUUCAUCAUUGCAAUAUGCUUUACCGGAUCUCGCGAAUCUUGGUUCCAGUUGGGUGUUUCCUAUAACGCGAACCGUUGGAAAUGCUACUUCCAAAAGCAGCAUUCUUGGCGAGGGAAUCAAUGUGAAAACUUCCCGUGGUGUGUUUCCACGGAGCUUACUGCGCCCUAUUUCCCAGGAUGGUGCCAGCGCAGAUAUUCUGCCCACCGACACCAACUCUCGGAUUGGAAUUGUUUUCGUGCCAACACCAGAGGAAACGGAUAAGGCGGAAAUGCACUUCAUCAUCAACGGCGAAGAUCAGGGUCCUUGCACGAAAGACAUCCCGUACACGAAGGGCGCUCUGCACGUGGUGAUUGAUGUCUAUGGUACUACCAAACAAGUCAAGAUCAUACAAUUGUACGGUAUAUCAACGCUUCAAAGCGCCUGUAGGGAUGCAAUUUUGACCAGGGUGUCCAAAUCGGCAAUCUGGCAACUUCCGCUGCCGGAGAGCCUCAAGGAUUACUUGCUGCAGUACGGAUCGUAAAGGUGAAUCGUUUAGGAUGUAUCUCUGCUUUGUAUUUACUGUUUGAGAGACUGUACAUUCUGAGUUUACUUCCAUUUUACAUAGAAAGUACACCAUUUUUGUCGAAAGAGCGUUUACGGGGCGAUGGGCGCAAUGUAACUGACAUAUAUACCGAUUUGCACAUUCUCAACAGCCGUGACCAUAUUCCACUUUUGUCGCUUCUUGAUGCAGGAGCACCUGAUUGAAGAUCUGACGCCACCUGCUGAAACACCUUCUUGGCAAGAAUGAUAGUUUUUAUAGCAUAGGUUUGUGAUAUGGAUGAAUCCAACAGGGUGAUCAUUAGAUUUUUCUUUGCUUGUUGCUGACAAAUUCUGAAAAUUUAUUCCCCUACAUACUGUAAAGCAUAAUAAUAUUAGGAAUACAGAUAUAUCUCAUUAUAGAAAAUGGUUUGUCAUUAAAAAUGUUUUUGAAACAAUUCCCUAGAUAGGAAUGUUGGUAAUUACAAAUGGGGCUUCUAGAAACAAUGCUAAACAGACCACAAAUGUAGGUCAAAACA
Sabethes cyaneus is the source of this 1489-nucleotide messenger RNA. Its product is annotated as neuralized-like protein 2. Gene Ontology annotation, biological process: intracellular signal transduction. Lineage: Eukaryota; Metazoa; Arthropoda; Insecta; Diptera; Culicidae. Gene Ontology annotation, molecular function: ubiquitin protein ligase activity. The coding region runs from base 196 to 954 and encodes 252 amino acids. The record is from RefSeq and is a predicted model, not a curated record. The transcript has 3 exons.